Elgaria multicarinata webbii is the source of this 3985-nucleotide messenger RNA. It is a transcript of the gene KIF19, whose product is annotated as kinesin family member 19. Lineage: Eukaryota; Metazoa; Chordata; Lepidosauria; Squamata; Anguidae. The record is from RefSeq and is a predicted model, not a curated record. Gene Ontology annotation, molecular function: microtubule motor activity; ATP binding; microtubule binding. Bases 16 to 3087 code for a protein of 1023 amino acids. Gene Ontology annotation, biological process: microtubule-based movement. The transcript has 20 exons.
CGGGGCGCCCCUGCCAUGAUCAUGAAGGAGACGAGCGACUCCAAAGACCAGCAGCUCACGGUGGCGCUUCGCAUACGACCAAUCAGCAUGGUGGAGCUGGAAGAAGGAGCCACACUCAUCGCCCACAAAGUGGAUGACCAGAUGGUCGUCCUGAUGGACCCAAUGGAGGAUCCUGAUGACGUGCUCCGCGCCAACCGCUCAAGAGAGAAAUCCUAUAUGUUUGAUGUAGCCUUCGAUUUUGCUGCUACCCAGGAGAUAGUCUACCGUGCCACUACCCAAGGCCUCAUUGAAGGUGUCAUCUCUGGCUACAAUGCUACGAUUUUUGCCUACGGCCCCACUGGCUGUGGAAAGACCUAUACUAUGCUUGGCACUGACAACGAACCUGGCAUUUAUGUGCGGACACUUAAUGACCUCUUCCGCGCUAUUGAGGAGACCAGCAAUGACAUGGAGUAUGAUGUGUCCAUGUCCUACUUGGAGAUUUAUAAUGAGAUGAUCCGGGACCUGCUCAACCCCUCCCUGGGCUACCUGGACCUACGUGAAGAUUCCAAAGGGGUCAUCCAAGUGGCUGGCAUCACUGAAGUGUCCACCAUCAACGCUAAGGAGAUAAUGCAGCUGCUGAUGAAGGGCAAUAAGCAGCGGACGCAGGAGCCCACCGCCGCCAACCGGACGUCCUCACGCUCCCAUGCUGUGCUGCAGGUCACCGUGCGCCAGAAGAGCCGUGUCAAGAAUAUCAUGCAGGAAGUGCGCUUGGGUCGCCUCUUCAUGAUUGAUUUAGCUGGCUCGGAGCGGGCCUCUCAGACACAGAACCGUGGGAAGCGCAUGAAGGAAGGAGCUCACAUCAACCGCUCCCUGCUGGCUCUUGGCAACUGCAUUAAUGCUCUCAGUGACAGGGCAGGUGUCAAAUAUGUCAAUUACCGGGACAGCAAGCUGACUCGCCUUCUAAAGGACUCAUUAGGGGGGAACAGCCGGACAGUGAUGAUUGCUCACAUCAGCCCUGCCAGCAGUGCCUUCGAGGAGUCGCGCAGCACCCUGACCUACGCUGAGCGUGCCAAGAGCAUCCGCACAACGGUAAAGCGUAACCUUCUUAACGUCUCCUAUCACAUCGCCCAGUACACAAGUAUCAUUGCUGACCUACGUAGUGAGAUUCACCGGCUGCAGCGCAAGAUUGAGCAACGAGAGCCACGCCCACUGCGACCUGACAUCCGUAGUAUUCAAGCUGAAGUACAGCUCCACAGAAACCCAUUUGAGAGGCAGGAGAUGGACCAGCUCCGGCAACAACUGAUCAGCACCUUCCGGGAGCAGAUGGACGUGCGACGCCACCUCAUGGAGCUGGAGAACAAUUACAUGGAGAUCCAGAUUGAAAGCUCCCGCCACCUACUUGCCAUUGCGGACUGGGAGCAGGAGAAGGCGCGUCGGGACCAGAAGUGGCGAGAAGAGCAAAGGAAAGAGAGCUACAGCAAAGACGAAAGCGAGAAGGACUCCGACACGGGUGACGACCUAUCAGAUGUGCCGGAGCCACAGGAAGUGACAUCAGCUCGGGAACACAUCGCCACCCUCCUUGGGGAGCAGGAUAAACUUCAUAAGCAGAAGGCAGAGCUGGAGAAGCGGUUUUGGGAAGUUCGGCAGCGCGGGCACCGGCUGGAGGAAGCUUUGCCGUGGCGCAUCAGUUCAGAAGAGCAACGGGAGGUUUUGAGCCUGCUGUGUAAGGUCCAUGAGCUGGAGGUGGAGAACACGGCCAUACAAUCGGGUGCCCUGCUCAAGGACAACCUCAUCCGCCACCAAGAGAGAACGGUGCGCCGCUUUGAGCGCCACCGCAGCCUUUGCCACCGCAUCAUCCACGAGCAACGGCAGAUCAUUCAUGAGUCUCAGCUGUCGGUGCCAUCCCACCUGGAAGAACUGUAUCAGGCCUACCUGCAUGAGCUGGAAGAGGGUGGCUUAGAUCGGAUUGCCGCCAUUGACCGUGCAACUGCUCGGGCUCUCAAGGACACGUCUGUGCCAAAGCUCCCCCCACUCCCGGUGGAAAGCGUCCUGGACUCUGAUCAAGAGAGCGUGAAGACGCUGGGCUCCGAGUCCCAGCAGCUGCCAUGGCGGGACUCUCGGAGGGGUACUCUCCCACCCCUGGUUCCAGAGACAGACAGCAGUGAAGCCAGCCAGGUGUUCAAGACUAGUCCUCGGGCCCGGCAGAUGAAGAAUUCAGCAGUCGCGACGCCACCUCCUAUCCGCCUCAAUGGCAUGAUCAGUCAAGAGUAUGCACCCCGAGACAGCCUGGUUAGCUUGGGUAGCCAACGGAAUUCUUCCCCUGACAGCAGCGACCACUGUUCUGAUGGCAUCCUGACACGUGGAGAGCGCAAGGAGAUCGUGAGCGGUACCAAAAGCAUUGCUGUGAAGGCGGCCCGGCGCCGCUCCCGAGUGCUGGAGUCUGACCGGCUGAACCUGCUGGAGCCCACCAAAGAGCACAGCAGCCUGUCCCUGCACUCCCUGAGCGAGAGCGAGGACCCCCUGUGCCGGGAGACGCCUGCCCUCUGCCAGCCAGCCAGCCCUGGCCUGCAACACGCUGUCAGUGAGGACAACCUGUCCAGCAGCACCAGCGAGACCGUCCCAGGGAGGAAUGCCCCCCGGCGCUCCCCUGGGCCCUGGCUUCGGGUCGGCAAAAAGGGAAGCAAGAAGCUUGAGAAGAGGGAAGAGUCGCAAGAGGCCAAGAAAAGGAAGCGAAGGUCACGGUCCUUCGAAGUCACUGGCCACAGGCUCCCAUGUCCAAAGAAUAACGCUGCCCGCCGGCAUCCACUAGAAAGCAGUUCCGAGCACAAGAUUGUGGCAGCAGGAGGGACGCACAACACCCGGGGUAUUGGGAAAGCUGCAGUACAGAUGUCCAGAGUGAGGCUUCUACAAGCUCAACCGUCAUCAGGCCCCAGUGAGGCCUCCUCUCUUUCUGUCACCUCCAACCAAGCUGGUAUCUCUAAGAAAACCUCCCAACCCAGCCAGCGCCCACCUCGCCUGAACUAUAUCACAGUGAACGGUAACAACCCGCACAGCAAGGAUGGCAGGAACCGGCGGUGCCUAAGAACUGAGGGGAAGCAAGCGGGUUGAGAAGCUGGUCCGAGGAGCUGCCUUUGGUGCCCAGUCAGGAGGCACAGUGGCCAAAGGCAUUGUGGGAAAAUAGCUUCCUGCAGAAAUAGCUGUGGUGACCCAAAGGAAGGCCCCGAAAGGUUGUCCAGCUGGUUGCAAGUGUUCCUGUCAACGGUUCAUCUGAAAUAAGUAGCGCCCUGGAUGGGCAUAAAUACGUCUAUCCCCAGAGACAUCCGAUGCCGUAACCAGGACAGAGCUAGGGAGCCCCUUACUCCACAAGCGCACAUCUCUACUUUAGUUUAAAUGGAAGCACUUGCUGCUGUGUUGUGCCUUUGUGCUUGAGGAGAACAGAGUUCCACAGCAUCUCUGAGGUGGGACACACCACAUACGUUGUGCGCGUGCUAUAUUUUUGCAUCCCUCUAAGUAGUCAAACACAUUUCAGCCAGUUUGAAUCUUUUAAACCAGCCACCUUCCAGAACAUCCCUCGGAAGGGUAGGGCUCUGGGAAUAGGAAGGGGCAACACCUGAAGCCACACAAUUUCUGGUCACGACCACGGGAUUAGGGGAAGUAAUGGUGGCCCCCUACUGUGGUUGGCUGUCUCCCAGUAAGGGGCAAUCGGGCUGCUUGACAACUGGAGGUCAUCCCUUGUCCCAUGAAGGGAUUAUAAAGGUUUUUCAGAAGAUACGGACUUUCUGGUGAGCCUGCCAUUGGGUUGGAUGCCUCGAAGUUCCCUUCAGAAGCACGUCGUCAUGAAAGCUGGCAUUUUUUCCCCCUGAAAAAUGUGCGUGAUGGAGUUACGAAUGUUGCCUUUUGUAUUUCUAAUGAGCAAUGCCAGGCUAGGGGGGUGGGGGGGAGAGAAAAGAGAAUCGUACAUUUUCCAAUACCAACUCCAAAGCAUUUCCAGAAUUUGCCUUCAGGA